AUGCGGUCAGCACGGGGUUACUCUAUCUUCCUGUAUGCAUUAUUGCAUUUAUCUACCGUACAAACUAGUACAGUAUCAACAACUACUACCACUACUACCGUCACUAAUUCUCACUGUAAUGGGGUAUUUAAACGAGCAGCUGAAAUCAAUGAACCAAAAGCAUGUCAUUGCUUUCCUGAAACAGUGUCAAGGGGACGCGAACCAUUGCUGUCAAGUAGGGAAGGUCUCUGGAUCGGUUGUACAAGACAGAAAAUGCCGCAAGUGUUCAGUGCUUUAAAUGCACUUAACGAAACGAUGAUAUCCAAAUUGUGGAUUUGGGAUUCAUUAAUUAAUAUUAUUCCAACUGAUAUGUUUGCUCAGGUUCGUCCUCGAAUUUUAUCAAUAGAGAGGUCAGGAUUAAGUCUGUUUCGGCCCGGUGCAUUUAGUAAAAUAGGACGGAGGUUGCAAAUGUUGCAGUUGAGGAACAACAUUAUCAAACGCAUUGAGCCUGUUAUGUUCAAAGACCUGGAUCGUCUUCAAGUACUCGAUCUAGGAGGCAACAAAAUUAGCUCUAUUGUCGCAGGUGAAUUGGAUCUGUUGAAAGAUUUAGACACGUUAAUCUUAAGUGAUAAUCAAAUAUCGAGUAUCGAAAAUGGUGCUUUUGCAUCGUUAAGCAAUCUAAGAACAUUAAAUCUAGCAAGCAACAAGCUAAUGAAUAUAUCCGUUGGUACCUUCCGUGGUCUUAACAGCCUAGAAACUCUGAAUUUGCAAAGCAACAAUAUUUUAUAUGUUAACUGGGAUGCCUUCGCGCAGUUAAAAAAUUUGAAAUAUCUUAAUCUUGGAAAUAAUUAUAUAUCGCGGAUAGAUCUUCGUGGAUUAAAGUCGCUAAAAAAAUUGUUUGUCAACAAUAAUAGCAUCCAAUCAAUGAAAAAUAUUACAUUGCGUGAUCUGCGCAGUCUGGCUUUGUUAAGUCUGGAUAGGAAUUCGAUUACCGAAAUACUUAAUGGUGAUUUGCAUUCGUUAGGUGAAAGCGGCAGACUCAGUACGUUUUCGAUAGCAGCGAAUAAUAUCGCUAAAAUUGAGGCUCGGGCUUUGGAACCAAUACAUCAAAUUACAGCACUGUCACUUCAAAACAAUCAGCUCACUUCUGUGACAAGUAGUGAUGGAACUGCAGAUAUAUCUUUUCUGCGACCACUGAAGAAGCUCACUAAACUAUAUUUGUCCAAUAAUAAUUUGUUGCGCGUGGGAGAACACGAUUUCAGCACAUUAAACUCAUUGAAACUAUUAGCUCUUGACAAUAAUCAAAUUGAAGAGAUACAUGGCAAAGCGCUUACUGGUUUGCCUUUAAAACGUUUGUACCUCAAUCAUAAUCGCCUUGUGUAUUUACCCAAACGGUUACUCGAUAAUCUCAAUGUUGAGCAACUCAGCGUCGUCGAUUUUUCAGAUAAUCUCUGGCAAUGCGUUUGCGGUGAAGAAUGGUUAGCAGAUUGGUUAUCAUCAAUUGGCGAUCGAAACGUGGUUGAUGGCAGCAUGGGAUGCAUUGGAUCACGAGUUUGCGCCACAGAACAUACAAAUGAGGAUGAGCAUAGUGUCUGGAUAACGGUUAUUGCUAGUAUACUUGCUGUCGUUUCAUUGUUCAUUCUGAUUGCAAUAGCCUUGCUAUAUGUCGAAGACGGAAGACGUAUGAAAAAACUAUCUUAUCCAUUACGACGAGUACCCUUAGAUCUUCUGCAGCUUAUACCGAACGGUUCAACUAUGUCGUUGCCAUAUGAAAAUGGCAUAGAACCGUUGCUUACAUGUAACACUGGUAGCAUACCGAAAGAACCAUUGUUAAACGAUGGCAAAUUGUCUACUUGCAUCAAAAGUGCAUUAAUUGUACCGAAUCAUAGUAAUAAGAGCGAUAUUGAAAACAGUAAUAACAAUAAUAUAAACGGUAAUGGAAAGAAACGAGUUCGUUUCAACAAUGCAUAG
Messenger RNA from Cercopithifilaria johnstoni, 1950 nucleotides. The record is from the annotation of a GenBank genome assembly. NCBI's taxonomy places the organism in Eukaryota, Metazoa, Nematoda, Chromadorea, Rhabditida, Onchocercidae.